Molecule: messenger RNA, 898 nt
Organism: Gastrolobium bilobum
Lineage: Eukaryota; Viridiplantae; Streptophyta; Magnoliopsida; Fabales; Fabaceae
Exons: 1
Coding region: 130-630 (166 amino acids)
Source: RefSeq, a predicted model, not a curated record
CCGGAGAGAGUGAGGGACAUGAUCCUCAGCUCAGAUUGUUUGUUUCAUAGGAAAGAAAAAGAACCAAAGCGCGCAAAACAAUAAAAAGCAGAGUGGUGUGGCUUUUCUGUUCUGAGUUUGAGGUUGUCAAUGGCAAGAGAAGAUGAUGAACCCACUUCACCGAUGCACCCACCUUCAUCUUACAUCUUAAUGCUAAACAUCAUGAGCAAAAGGAGAACAUGGGUAUGUCUUUUUUUACUUGUUUACGGUACCCUUUUGGCUUCUUCAUGGAAUUUCCUCAAAUCCAUGCUUUCUUGGUACAAUUUGCAAGCUCAGUCAUCAACCUCUGGUUGGCCUGCAAUUUAUGUCUCGGUGCUUCUUGGCACGGUUUUUGGGCUUCUUUCCAUGGUUGCAGCUUUGGUUGUGAUGGUUCCUGCGGUUCUGGUGACAUGGAUCACCAUCGUUGUGUUAUUGGCUUUCUUUGGUAAGCCUAAGAAGGCUUUGGUUGUGGAGGGGAGGAAGAUCACAAGGGAAAUUUUCGGUUUUGUGAUUAAGAUUUUGUUGAAGGAAGGGAAUGUUGUGGCUGCCCUUUGUGCUGUUUUGGGGUAUUUUGCUUUGGUUAGAAGGAACGGCCAAGAUGUUGUUGAAUGAUUUGGGUGGUGAUGGGUUUAGUUUGGUGGAGAGUGGUUUUUGUGGGGGGAUUUUGGGAUGUUGUUGUUAGAUGGGGUUUGCAAAUCAUGCUGGUGGGUGUGAUUUUGGUAAAGUGUCUUAAUCUUAAUCUCUUUUUUGGGCAUAGAAUAUGAAUUAGAUUACAUAGUUGAAACUUGCAAGUGUUACUUACUGAGCUGUUUGUAGAUGCUAAACUGCUUAAUCAUCAGGGUAAAUCAUAGUGUAUGCUCUUGCUGAUUCAUUAAUUUUA